CAGGGUGCAAGCUAAUUUCGUCACCUGACUAAAAUCUCUGACUUUUAACUUUAAUUACAAAAGUCGAGGGAAGUUUCGUCAAAAUGGCUCGUUUAUUUUGCCUUUUCGUUUUAGUCACUAUUGUUGCCGCUACACUAGCAGCCCCGAUGCGAGAGAUGUCGGAAAAGGAAGCUAUGCUCAAAGAGUUGUUGAAAGAUAAGAAGAUUUGGGAUUGGUUAUAUGGCGAUGAAGAAACAACUGACGCAAUUACCACAGCACAACCAACAACAGAAGCACCACAACCGCUCCCAAUAAUCUCCCUUGGCGAAGCAUCACGUCUCACGUCCAAUCGGAUUUGCGGCGCGGCACAAACCCUAUUCCCUGUCCGGAACGAAAAGGUGGAGUCCAAACGCGACCUGGUGAUCAACAUGAUCUACGAUAUCUGUCUGCCAUCGGUCGGAAUCGAGGAUCUUGAAGCCUUUAGAAAGAUCCUGGACUUCCUCCGCAACGGAGAAGAAGAGGACAGCGCUGAUGCUAAUGUUGACGCAGGUACUGACACCAAUGCUGACGCUGGUGCAGACACCAAUGGUAACGCUGGUGCUGACGCUGGUGCAGACACCAAUGAUAACGCUAAUGUUGACGCUGGAGCUGACACCAAUGAUAACGCUGGUGCUGACGCUGAUGCUGACGCUGAUGCUGACGCUGACGCUGGUGCUGACGCUGAUGCUGGCGCUGGUGCUGACGCUGAUGCUGGCAAUGGCUGGUGGUGA
Messenger RNA from Strongylocentrotus purpuratus (purple sea urchin), 749 nucleotides. RefSeq names its product putative surface protein SACOL0050. NCBI's taxonomy places the organism in Eukaryota, Metazoa, Echinodermata, Echinoidea, Camarodonta, Strongylocentrotidae. The record is from RefSeq and is a predicted model, not a curated record. The coding region runs from base 84 to 749 and encodes 221 amino acids. The transcript is spliced from 2 exons.